This is a messenger RNA of Columba livia (rock pigeon), 951 nucleotides long. RefSeq names its product feather keratin 1-like. NCBI's taxonomy places the organism in Eukaryota, Metazoa, Chordata, Aves, Columbiformes, Columbidae. The coding region runs from base 166 to 510 and encodes 114 amino acids. The record is from RefSeq and is a predicted model, not a curated record. Gene Ontology annotation, molecular function: structural constituent of cytoskeleton. The transcript has 2 exons. Gene Ontology annotation, cellular component: intermediate filament.
CAUGUAAUCAGUAGUGGUGCAUAAAUAACUUCAUACACAAAGGAUGCACCAAGUUGUUGGGCAACUUGGGACUCAGUAUAAAAACCUGAGCAACUCAAGGCUCUUCCAUCCAUUUCUCUUGCCUUCUUUGCCUUGGUGAAUUAGAUUUAUCUCCACCACAUAGACAUGUCCUGCUACGACCUGUGCCAGCCCUGUGGCCCAACCCCUCUGGCCAACAGCUGCAAUGAGCCCUGUGUCAGGCAGUGCCAGGACUCAACAGUGGUGAUCCAGCCCUCUCCCGUGGUGGUGACCCUGCCUGGACCUAUCCUCAGCUCCUUCCCCCAGAACACCACCGUGGGAUCCUCAGCAUCCGCAGCUGUUGGGAGUGCUCUCAGUGCUGGAGGGGUCCCCAUCUCCUCUGGCAUUUCCCUGGGAUUUGGAAGCUUUGGCUAUCCAGGCCUGGGCAGUGGCUACAGCCGGCCCUACCGCCGCUACAACACCUACCGCAGUGGCUUCUACGGGCCAUGCUGAAGCACGAGGAGCAAGCAGGAAGAAAUGACCUGGAAUGCUGAAGCAGGACCGAAGGCAGGACUGAGCUCAGGGCCAUGGCUAGAUGUCAGACACCCACAACCUGAAGUUAAUGAAGCUGCGGGAGCUUGGCAUCUCCUCAAACCAGGCCUUCACUUGUCUUUUGUUAUGCUUUACUUUGUAUUUCUAAUCAAAUGUCUUGUUCUCUUAUGCUUUUUUGUAUUUGAUAAUGAGUAGGUAAAAAAAAUGUAAUUAUUAGAAAUUGUUCUCCAUGGCUGAAUUAGUACAGUUGAACAAUGAAGAAGGAAGAUCUCGUUUUGCUGAGUAUGUCACUGCUGGAGGGAUGAGUGGGCACUGUCCUUAGCGGACCAUGGAAAUGUAUUCCUUACACUUUGCAUUGCUUCCUUCCAUUCCUCAGCCUCAUUAAAUUUGUGCUGCAUCAUA